AUGGACAUGUACACUCACCAUUGCCACCAGGAAACACCAGGUUUCAACAUGUUGCAGAACGCAUCCUCACCCCUCCACUCUCCUUCCACUCCCCUCCACUCUCCUUCCACUCCCCUCCACUCUCCUUCCACUCCCCUCCACUCUCCUUCCACUCCCCUCCACUCUCCUUCCACUCCCCUCCACUCUCCUUCCACUCCCCUCCACUCUCCUUCCACUCCCCUCCACUCUCCUUCCACUCCCCUCCACUCUCCUUCCACUCCCCUCCACUCUCCUUCCACUCCCCUCCACUCUCCUUCCACUCCCCUCCACUCUCAUUCCACUCCCCUCCACUCUCAUUCCACUCCCCUCCACUCUCAUUCCACUCCCCUCCACUCAUUCCACUCCCCUCCACUCAUUCCACUCCCCUCCACUCUCCUUCCACUCCCCUCCACUCUCCUUCCACUCCCCUCCACUCUCCUUCACCCCUCCCCUCUCACUACUCUGCUCCCCACCCAACACUGUACGUGCCUCACUCUUUCCCCCCCAAAAGUACCUAACAACUCUAUGAACCCAUCCCACCCACUCAUACCGCAUACCAUCCACAGCAUCCCAUCCUCCUUGUCGUUCCUUGCAGCAGCAGCACCACUCCUUGCAGCACCACCAACCCCCCUUGCGGCAGCAGCACCCCGCCUUGCAGCAGCACCAUUCCCCCUUGCAGCAGCAGCGCCACUCUUACCAGCAGCACCCCUUGUAGCAACAACACCCGUCGUAGUAGCAGCUCUCCCCUGUAGCAGCAGCACUCCUUGCAGAAGCAGCCACAGCGCACACCACUCCCACCAGCAACAAUCAGCAAUAAUCACCACUCCUAUGCACCAACAGUGCUGA
Molecule: messenger RNA, 864 nt
Organism: Closterium sp. Yama58-4
Lineage: Eukaryota; Viridiplantae; Streptophyta; Zygnematophyceae; Desmidiales; Closteriaceae
Source: the annotation of a GenBank genome assembly